AUGCGGCCCUCGACCCUGCCCACCCUCCUCUCGUGCGCCGCUGUCGCAACGGCAGCCGCAACGACCAACGGCACCUCCGAGACGACGAUCCCGAACGUCGUGCCCGCCGUCUGGGACGGGGAAUGCUACUACCCCACGCCGGACUCCGCGUUCGAUCUCGAGAGCUAUCUCGGCCGCUGGUACCAGGUCGCCGGAACCGUUGCGCCUUUCACAGCCGGGUGCAAGUGCAUUUUUGCGCAGUACUCUCUCAACGACAACGGCACCGUGCUGGUAAACAACACCUGCCAGGCCGACACCACCCCGGUCAACAUUCUUGGAACCGCCGCGCCCGCCGAUCCGUCGUACGGCGCCAAGGGCGUUCUCCGCGUGCAAUUCCCCGGUCAACCGGCCCCCAGCUGCGCGGGCCCGAAUUACAUCGUCCAAGAUUACACCCCCGACUUCGCCGUCGUGCAAGCCUACAACUUCAGCACCUUGUUCGUGCUCAGUCGCGAACAGAACCCCGCCGAUGAGGUCCUCGAUACGUGGAUUGCGCGCGCCGGGCAACUCGGCUCCAACCUCGACAACGUUGUCAAGACCGACCAGACCGGUUGCCUGUUCACCUGA
Colletotrichum aenigma is the source of this 603-nucleotide messenger RNA. RefSeq names its product Apolipoprotein D (gene APOD). The transcript has 4 exons. The coding region runs from base 1 to 603 and encodes 200 amino acids. The record is from RefSeq and is a predicted model, not a curated record. NCBI's taxonomy places the organism in Eukaryota, Fungi, Ascomycota, Sordariomycetes, Glomerellales, Glomerellaceae.